Sclerotinia borealis F-4128 is the source of this 816-nucleotide messenger RNA. NCBI's taxonomy places the organism in Eukaryota, Fungi, Ascomycota, Leotiomycetes, Helotiales, Sclerotiniaceae. The record is from the annotation of a GenBank genome assembly.
AUGGCUCAGGGUGAACCAGUAACUCUGGAGUACAAGGGAAGAAUCGCGGUGAUCACCAUUGAUAACGAGAAGAAGCUUAAUGCUUUGACUCAAGAUGGCUACUAUUUAAUAGCAAAGUUCAUGAGGGAGGUGGCCACCCAUGAUGAGGUUUUCGUCACAGUUUUGACAGGAAAGGGACGAUACUUCUCAGCAGGAGCAGAUGUUUCGAUCAGUAAAGAGCAGCCUGUCGGAACUGAUCUCGCUCGUCAUUGGUUGACUAGCUUCGUUGCGAAUAACCUCAACAUAACCAAUGCCUUUUAUACCCAUCCAAAAAUCCUCAUCACAGCCCUCAACGGUCCAGCAGUUGGCCUCUCAGCCGCAUUAAUCGCCUUUUCGGACUUCAUUUACUGCACACCACAGACAUUCCUAUUGACCCCUUUCUCCAGUUUGGGACUCGUUGCAGAGGGAGGAGCGUCAAGGGCUUUCGUCCAGCGCUUGGGAAUCAGCAAAGCGAAUGAAGCUCUGAUCAUGAGCAAGAGAAUAACGGCUGAGGAAUUGCUGCAUGUUGGUUUUGUGAACAAGAUUUUCGACGUCCAGAAGGGAGAGGACGAGAAGUUCAAAGGGUUGGUAUUUGAGGAAAUCGAUAAUCGAUUGGGAACGCACUUGAUCGGCGAUAGUUUGAUAAAGAUCAAGGCAUUGAUUAGAAAACCGGAGAGAGAUGUGCUCGAUGCACAGGGUGUAGCUGAGGUAUUCGGUGGGUUGGAACGAUUCGCGUCCGGGAUACCACAAGAGGAGUUUAGAAAGAUUGCAAGCGGCGAGAAGAAGCAUAAGCUGUAG